Messenger RNA from Phragmites australis (common reed), 2033 nucleotides. RefSeq lists its product as uncharacterized. NCBI's taxonomy places the organism in Eukaryota, Viridiplantae, Streptophyta, Magnoliopsida, Poales, Poaceae. The record is from RefSeq and is a predicted model, not a curated record. Gene Ontology annotation, molecular function: signal sequence receptor activity; transmembrane protein transporter activity; ribosome binding. Gene Ontology annotation, biological process: SRP-dependent cotranslational protein targeting to membrane, translocation; post-translational protein targeting to membrane, translocation. Gene Ontology annotation, cellular component: Sec61 translocon complex; membrane. The transcript has 7 exons. The coding region runs from base 295 to 1722 and encodes 475 amino acids.
CAUCUUGGCCGCCCGCUCCAGAUCCGAAGGCUCCGACUCCGUCCAGGAUCACGCAGCUCCACCUGCAGCGAGCGGCGAGCUAGGCCCAGGCCCCAGGAGAUGGAGAACAACGUGCCGUUCGCUUCGUCCCCGUUCCCAACUCCCCCCUCUCUCUAAAACCCGCUGUUCGCGUACUCAUCUCUCUCUCUCUCUCUCUCUCCCCCCCUGCCUAAGGGUUCACCGUCGUCAGCGGCUGCGGCAGCGAAGCUUCUGCUCUCCUCGGCGCCGUCUCGUCGUCGGCCAGAGCACAGGAAGAUGGCUGGCGGUUUUAGGGUACUGCAUCUUGCCAGGCCCUUUCUGGCGUUCUUGCCAGAAGUGCAGAGCGCGGAUAGGAAAAUACCAUUUAGAGAAAAAGUGAUCUACACCGUUAUUUCCCUCUUCAUUUUCCUGGUGUGCAGCCAGCUGCCGCUCUAUGGCAUUCAUUCAACUACUGGAGCUGAUCCUUUCUACUGGAUGCGUGUUAUCCUUGCAUCAAACCGUGGUACUGUUAUGGAGCUGGGUAUUACUCCCAUUGUAACUUCUGGGAUGGUAAUGCAACUUCUUGUGGGAUCAAAGAUCAUUGAAGUUGACAACAGUGUGAGAGAGGAUCGUGCUCUGCUGAACGGUGCACAAAAGUUGCUUGGUAUCCUGAUUGCCAUCGGGGAAGCUGUGGCAUAUGUUCUGUCUGGAAUGUAUGGCAGUGUAAGCCAACUUGGAACAGGAAAUGCUAUUCUUAUCAUACUUCAGCUUUUCUUUGCUGGCAUCAUUGUCAUCUGUCUGGAUGAACUUCUCCAGAAAGGUUAUGGUUUGGGUUCUGGCAUUUCUCUGUUCAUUGCUACCAAUAUCUGUGAGAGUAUUAUCUGGAAGGCAUUUAGCCCUACAACCAUCAACAGUGGUCGUGGUGCUGAAUUCGAAGGGGCUGUCAUUGCAUUGUUCCAUCUGUUGAUUACUAGAACUGAUAAAGUCCGUGCUCUUCGUGAGGCUUUCUACCGUCAGAAUCUUCCUAAUGUGACCAAUUUGCUUGCUACUGUCUUGGUCUUUCUCAUAGUUAUCUAUUUCCAAGGCUUCCGUGUUGUGCUUCCAGUGAGAUCAAAGAAUGCCCGUGGGCAGCAAGGCUCCUAUCCAAUUAAGCUGUUCUACACCUCAAACAUGCCCAUCAUUCUACACUCUGCACUGAUUACCAACCUCUAUUUCAUAUCGCAGCUUCUCUACAGGAAGUACAGUGGAAAUUUCCUUGUUAACCUUCUUGGGAAAUGGAAGGAAUCCGAGUACUCUGGCCAUUCGGUUCCUGUUGGUGGUCUUGCUUACUAUGUUACUGCCCCAUCAAGUUUGGCUGAUGUUCUUGCAAAUCCAUUCCAUGCACUGUUUUAUGUGGUUUUCAUGCUGUCAGCUUGCGCUCUAUUCUCAAAGACAUGGAUUGAAGUUUCAGGUUCAUCUGCGAAAGAUGUUGCUAAGCAGCUCAAGGAACAACAAAUGGUGAUGCCAGGCCAUCGAGAGUCAAACUUGCAGAAGGAACUGAACCGAUAUAUCCCCACUGCUGCUGCAUUUGGUGGAGUAUGCAUUGGUGCGCUGACUGUCCUAGCUGAUUUCAUGGGUGCAAUUGGUUCAGGAACCGGUAUACUGCUUGCGGUGACCAUCAUAUACCAAUACUUUGAGACAUUCGAGAAAGAAAGGGCGACGGAGCUUGGUUUCUUUGGUUUUUGAUCAGUGUAGCUGCGGAACCGUGUCUUGGUUAUAGCUGAAUCUUCUUGUAAGUCGCAGUACCGCUUGGCCAGCUGUUAUGGUUAUAACUUGAUAUGUUUAGCCUGUUUAGGUUGCCUUCUCAAUUACAGUGACAGUCAUGUAGAAUCUGCGUCUGUUUUCCGGCCAGUCUGGUGGCAUGUGCACUUGUCUAAGUACAGCAGUCGUGCCAUCAUCGACCCGUCCUCCGCGGUCUGCUCAUGUUUUGCGAUCAAUUUAGUUACUUUUGAGUUGAACAUGUUCAAAACUCUCGAUGCUGACACUUUUGGACGUCA